UGUGAGGGGAUGCGUAGGCAAUGAAGGAAACGAACUGCAGGUGGCCCCAUACCGAUGUUGUACUGGGCGGUUGAAGAAGAUAGAAUCCCGCAUUACCUUGAGACCUCUUGGAUGUUGCUGUUUUAAUAGAGCUCCCACCGGAUUUCACUUGAGUGCCGGUGUUGGAUUGUGUGAUCGGUUUCAUGCGAGUUGAGGGACGCUGGUUGCGUGGACGUGGAACAAGUUUGCAGCACCAGACGCAAACUGUGUUUUGGGAUGCGAUUUUGGCUGGUUUCUGGGGCACUGCUCUGCGGCUUGCUUUCGGGUCUGUGUGGAGAACUAGGGACAUUGUAAGUGAGUGACCUGGAGUACUUGAGCCAGAGGUUUCGUUUCCACCCGCCAGUUUCGAAACCCUGCUGGAAAGCGGCCAUUUAUUGGAGCUAGGGUAGAAUCGGCUUCAUCCUUCAACUAGUUUCUUAUUUUAAGAGUCCCAACGUGAUUCAGAGGAAGCUAGUACAUGGGCAGAGCGAGAUUGGUUGUCUUGGAAUGAGCACUUUCAACUCCACUACAAGCGCGGCCGCCACUGAAAGGUCUUAAAUACGACGCUACUAGCAAGGGCAUGCAGUGUCCAUAGUCUGCCACUUGAGUAUCGAGCUAUCUUAAAUUAUUGCAGUUUAAUGGGCUGCUGAUGAUUGAUAGAGUCCGUGCUGGAACAGCAAUGAUCAUGGCUCAGCCUUUGUUUGCAUUUAAAUUUAUGUAGAGAUGCCCGCUCCUCUGAACACGACAACGUGUGAAAGAUACAAAUGCUUGCAGGUAUGCAUUGCAGCCUGCAUUGAACUCUUCAGAAACUGUGAUUGAGCUUGCGCUUCUGCACAGCUAACUGUGCCGACGUUCGGAUGACUCGCUUCUUCCUGUUCUUCAUGGACCAGUCUCUGGAGUUCUGAGUUGGGUCCAAGGAGUCGCUAGCGACGCUCACGUUUCUUAUUCAAUGACAGAAUGCGAGGAUUAUCUCAAGUGACCUCCGAUUGAUUCCCGAAACCAUGUACACUAGAUUGAGACAAGCUCGUAGUGACUAUCAAGAUCAUAAAGGUGAACUCUACUCUGAGGCUAGCCAAUAGUUCCUGAGAUCCUUGAAACGUAUUAUGUAACCAUGCUCGGGUCGCCGCGAAGAUUUGGUACAAUGGCACCAACAAGGUUGAUGGUCAUCGCAAUGUCGCUGUUAUCUCUUGCAUGUUUUUAUUGUAGUGUCUCAGCUCAGUCGAGCAAGACAGACAUCGUAGCGUUGCUGAGUUUUAAAGAAAGCAUCACCAACCUCGCUCAUGAGAAGCUCCCUGACUGGACAUACACGGCUUCCUCUCCGUGCUUGUGGACGGGGAUCACUUGCAACUAUCUCAACCAGGUCACGAAUAUUUCACUCUAUGAAUUCGGAUUCACGGGCUCCAUCUCCCCCGCCCUCGCAUCGUUAAAAAGCCUAGAGUAUCUAGACCUGAGCUUGAACUCUUUCUCCGGAGCCAUUCCAAGCGAGCUUGCCAACCUUCAGAACUUGCGAGUUCUAGACCUCAACUCAAAUAACCUUCUCUCGGGGACCAUUCCCGAGAAUUUCUGGGACGGUCUCGUGAAGCUGGAGUACUUGGACUUGAGCUACAACAUGAUCUCGGGGAGUAUCCCGGCAAAGAUUGGCAAUUUGAGGAUGCUGAGCACUUUAAUCCUCGCGGGGAACUCCUUCACCGACGUAAUUCCCCAGCAGCUGGAUGGGUUGGUGAACCUGGUGCAGUUGGACUUGAGCAUGAAUUCCUUUGAGGGCGAGCUUCCGUUGCAGCUGUCUCAAUUAGUGAACUUGGAGUACAUUUCUUUGAGCUCGAACAGGUUGACGGGUGCGCUGCCCACGUUGAACGAAGGCAUGUCGAAGCUCCGGCAUAUCGAUUUCAGCGGCAAUUUGUUCUCCGGACCGAUAUCGCCCUUAGUCUCUGCAUUGUCGUCGGUUGUACAUUUGGAUUUAAGCAAUAAUCUAUUAACGGGGACUGUGCCUGCCAAGAUCUGGACCAUUACAGGACUGGUGGAGCUUGACAUCGGGGGAAACACGGCCUUGACGGGAACCAUUCCGCCUGCAAUCGGCAACUUGGUCAAUCUACGGAGUUUGUACAUGGGCAACUCCCGUUUCGAAGGGCCCAUUCCGGCGGAGCUUUCGAAAUGCACCGCAUUGGAGAAGUUAGAUUUGGGCGGAAACGAAUUCUCGGGCAAGAUUCCAGAAUCGUUGGGUCAGCUUAGAAACCUCGUCACGUUGAACUUGCCAGCGGUCGGGAUUAAUGGAUCCAUACCGGCGUCUCUCGCAAACUGCACGAAGCUCAAGGUUUUGGAUAUCGCCUUCAAUGAGCUUAGUGGAACUCUUCCAGACUCGCUCGCGGCGCUUCAGGACAUCAUAUCAUUUUCGGUGGAAGGCAACAAGCUAACAGGGCUGAUUCCAUCAUGGCUCUGCAACUGGAGAAAUGUUACCACGAUCCUCCUCUCCAACAACCUCUUCACCGGGUCGAUCCCCCCGGAGCUCGGCACCUGCCCGAAUGUCCGCCACAUAGCUAUCGAUGAUAACCUCCUCACGGGUAGUAUUCCUCCGGAGCUUUGCAACGCGCCCAACCUUGACAAAAUCACGCUGAAUGACAACCAACUAUCGGGAAGCUUGGACAACACUUUCCUCAACUGUACUCAGACAACUGAAAUCGACCUCACCGCCAACAAGCUAUCUGGUGAAGUGCCGGCCUAUCUCGCAACUCUGCCGAAGCUAAUGAUUCUAUCCCUUGGGGAGAACGACCUAACGGGAGUCCUCCCCGACCUGCUGUGGAGCUCGAAAUCUUUGAUUCAAAUUCUCCUAUCGGGAAACCGGCUCGGCGGGAGGUUGUCCCCUGCCGUGGGGAAGAUGGUCGCUUUAAAGUAUCUUGUGCUCGACAACAACAAUUUCGAAGGCAACAUCCCUGCUGAGAUCGGUCAACUCGUGGAUCUCACUGUUUUGUCCAUGCAGAGCAACAAUAUAUCCGGGUCCAUACCUCCGGAACUCUGCAACUGCCUCCACCUCACGACUCUCAACUUAGGCAACAAUUCCCUGUCGGGGGGUAUUCCUUCUCAAAUUGGGAAGCUUGUGAACCUCGACUACUUGGUUUUGUCGCACAACCAGCUCACAGGACCAAUUCCUGUCGAGAUCGCAUCGAACUUUCGCAUCCCCACCUUGCCCGAGUCUAGCUUUGUACAGCAUCAUGGCGUGUUGGACCUCUCCAACAACAACUUGAAUGAGAGCAUCCCGGCUACUAUUGGUGAAUGCGUGGUCUUAGUAGAGCUUAAGCUCUGUAAGAAUCAGUUGACGGGUUUGAUACCUCCCGAGUUGUCGAAGCUCACUAAUUUGACAACGCUAGAUUUCUCUAGGAAUAAGCUCAGCGGCCACAUUCCUGCAGCGCUUGGGGAGCUUCGCAAGCUUCAGGGUAUCAACUUAGCCUUCAACCAGUUGACAGGGGAGAUUCCAGCUGCGAUCGGGGAUAUUGUGAGCUUGGUGAUAUUGAACUUGACAGGCAACCAUCUCACAGGAGAGCUUCCCUCGACGCUGGGAAAUAUGACGGGGUUGUCCUUCCUGGAUGUGAGUGUGAAUGAACUAGUUGGGGUGAUCCCCGCAACCUUGUCCAACCUCAUCUCUGUCGUGGGACUUGAAGUGCAGGAGAACUAUUUCUCGGGAACCAUUCAUGGUCUCUUCUCGGAAAGCUCCGCGUGGCACCAGAUGCAGACACUCAACUUGAGCUACAACCUCCUCAGCGGCGAGAUUCCGGCCACCAUCGGCAACCUAUCAGGGUUAUCGUUUCUCGAUCUGCGAGGAAAUCAUUUCACGGGGGAGAUACCAGACGAAAUUUGCAGUCUUGUACAGUUGGAUUACUUAGAUUUAUCUCACAAUCACCUCACGGGAGCAUUUCCAGCCAGUUUGUGCAAUCUCAUCGGUCUGGAAUUUGUGAAUUUCUCGUACAAUGUCUUGUCUGGGGAGAUACCCAACAGCGGAAAAUGUGCUGCAUUUACGGCGAGCCAAUUUCUCGGGAACAAGGCGCUGUGUGGCGAUGUCGUGAACUCUCUUUGCCUAACUGAGAGUGGAUCAAGCUUGGAGAUGGGCACGGGGGCCAUUCUGGGGAUCUCUUUCGGAAGCUUAAUUGUAAUUUUGGUUGUGGUGCUCGGAGCACUCCGUCUGAGGCAGCUGAAGCAAGAGGUAGAAGCCAAAGACCUUGAGAAAGCAAAACUUAACAUGAACAUGACCUUAGAUCCAUGCAGCUUGAGUUUGGACAAGAUGAAGGAGCCUCUGAGCAUCAAUGUCGCAAUGUUUGAGCAGCCAUUGCUUCGUCUCACACUCGCCGACGUUCUCCGUGCUACCAAUGGCUUCAGCAAGACAAACAUCAUCGGCGACGGCGGAUUCGGGACGGUGUACAAAGCGCACCUCCCCGACGGACGCAUUGUUGCCAUCAAGAAACUGGGUCAUGGGCUCUCCCAAGGCAACCGGGAAUUUCUCGCGGAGAUGGAGACUCUCGGUAAGGUGAAACAUAGGCACCUGGUGCCAUUGCUGGGAUACUGCUCCUUUGGUGAGGAGAAGCUUCUGGUUUACGAUUACAUGAAAAAUGGCAGCCUGGAUUUGUGGCUGCGAAACCGAGCAGAUGCGCUUGAACACCUAGACUGGCCAAAACGGUUCCGCAUCGCGCUUGGAUCGGCCCGCGGGCUCUGCUUUCUCCACCACGGAUUUAUUCCGCACAUCAUUCACCGCGACAUUAAGGCAAGCAACAUCCUUCUGGACGCUAACUUCGAGCCCCGAGUGGCAGAUUUCGGACUGGCAAGGCUCAUCAGCGCAUAUGAUUCCCAUGUUAGUACCGACAUUGCCGGCACUUUUGGUUACAUUCCUCCGGAGUAUGGCCAGAGCUGGCGAUCCACCACACGUGGCGAUGUUUAUAGCUACGGUGUGAUUCUUUUGGAGAUGCUGACAGGGAAAGAGCCGACGCGUGAUGACUUCAAAGACAUCGAAGGGGGAAACCUGGUCGGCUGGGUGCGGCAGGUGAUCCGGAAGGGCGAUGCGCCUAAAGCGCUUGAUUCUGAAGUCUCGAAAGGGCCGUGGAAGAACACGAUGCUCAAGGUGCUACACAUUGCCAACCUGUGCACAGCGGAGGAUCCCAUUCGGCGUCCCACUAUGCUUCAAGUGGUGAAGUUUCUCAAGGAUAUCGAGGACCAGGACCACGUAUAGCCUUCGUCCGUCAUUUCCACCUUGGCAAGCAAUUAAUCCUCCCACCUCCCAUGCUGUUCACGUCGUGCGACUCCUGCGGUGGAGUCACAGACUACUAUUUCAACAUUCGAAAGUUUCUUUUGGUUUGCAGGACGGAAUUCGUAGACCGCAGAUUUCAUACGUUCACAAUCGUUUCGCUGGCUCUAAUUCUUCUCUCAAGGCCAUUUAAUUUUAAGCUCCCUCGAUGCUUCCACACAUGAAGCGUGGCUUUGUGAACCCGCUCUCGUGUCCUCCUCAGGAUGUAGGUGCUACACUUUGGUUGUGUUAUGAAUGGAACAUAAUUAUUACACAGGUUUGUAUCAUUUAUCAGACUCGCUGUACUGUACAGAGCACGGAGAUGAAGAGAAAUUACUGUAGCUCCUAGUGGCAUUCUCGAAACAUUGAGCGUUAUGCAACGCUCCUGCACUGAGAUCUUUAUGUAUGAGUUAGAUCGUAGAAGAUUGAUUGAUAUGAUAUCAGAGUAUCCAUCGGGGAAUUCAUUUGUGUAGCAGCUUGCGGUUACCAUUAGGCUCAAUAAAAAACUACCCUCAUGCAUAUAAUUCAAAUUA
Messenger RNA from Physcomitrium patens, 5814 nucleotides. The record is from RefSeq and is a predicted model, not a curated record. NCBI's taxonomy places the organism in Eukaryota, Viridiplantae, Streptophyta, Bryopsida, Funariales, Funariaceae.